GGUGGUGAUGGUGACGUCAUCACCUGGUCAUGCUGCAGACUUCGAUUUGUUCAAAACUAUUAUUUUUACAACGUUUCUUGUGCGUUACCUGUUUCUGAAGGUCUUGUACCUGUGGGACGAUGGGUAUUCUGGAGAAGAUAGCCGAGAUUGAGCGAGAAAUCGCUCGAACUCAGAAAAAUAAAGCAACUGAGUACCAUCUUGGUUUGUUAAAAGCCAAGCUCGCCAAGUACAGAGCCCAGCUUCUGGAGCCUUCCAAAUCAGCCGGAGCCAAAGGUGAAGGCUUUGAUGUUAUGAAGUCGGGUGAUGCCAGGGUUGCUCUAAUUGGAUUUCCAUCAGUAGGCAAGUCCACCUUUCUGAGCUUAAUGACCUCAACAGAAAGUGAAGCAGCUUCUUAUGAGUUCACGACACUGACCUGCAUCCCGGGUGUUAUUGAGUAUAAAGGUGCCAACAUACAGCUGCUGGAUUUGCCUGGGAUUAUUGAAGGAGCAGCUCAAGGAAAGGGUCGAGGCAGACAGGUGAUAGCUGUAGCCAGAACAGCAGAUGUGGUCAUCAUGAUGCUGGAUGCAACCAAAGGUGAUGUGCAGAGGAAACUUCUGGAAAAAGAACUUGAAUCUGUUGGGAUCAGACUCAACCGGUCCAAACCCAAUAUUUACUUUAAGCCUAAGAAAGGUGGUGGUCUGUCCUUCAAUUCGACAGUUCCUCUCACACAUUGCUCUGAGAAACUUGUGCAGCUCAUUCUUCACGAGUAUAAAAUCUUCAAUGCUGAGGUUUUGUUUAGAGAAGACUGUACCUCAGACGAAUUUAUUGAUGUCCUUGUGGGCAACAGAGUGUACAUGCCUUGUUUAUAUGUGUACAACAAAGUGGACCAGAUUUCAAUAGAAGAAGUAGACCGUCUCGCCCGUCAGUCUAACAGUGUCGUGAUCAGCUGCGGCAUGAAGCUGAAUCUAGACUAUCUCCUGGAGCAGCUGUGGGAAUACCUGGCUCUGAUCUGUCUCUACACCAAGAAGAGAGGAGAGCGACCAGAUUUUAGUGACCCAAUCAUCAUGAGAAGAAGCGCAUCAGUAGAACAUGUGUGCCACCGAAUCCACAGGACAUUAGCCAGCCAGUUCAAAUACGCACUUGUCUGGGGCACGAGCACGAAGUACAGCCCGCAGAGAGUAGGACUGACGCACAUUAUGGAACAUGAGGAUGUGAUUCAGAUUGUGAAGAAAUAAUCUCAUGUCUUCAAUCAUAGUCAUUGUACAAUUACAAAAGAUUACAUUUUUUACCCUAUACACAACUGCUUCAUGCAUUUACUUUACCCAGAUGACAUUAGAAAGAGCCUUUAUUGAUCAUUUUGUUAAAAAAAACCCAACCAAAACCAAGGAUGGAUUGCAGAUUUGGUGCCCAUAUAAAACAAAGCAGAAGUAUUUUAAUGGUUUUAUUUUCAUCACUGAUUAGGGAUAUUGAUUAUAUAUAAUUUGAGUCAUGCAUGAAACUUGAAUUUGGCAACAGGUUGAUAUUUUUCUUGCUUACAAUCCAGUACUCCUGUUGAAUUUAAAAAAAAAAUGUCAAAUUGAAAGCAAUAAAAAUGAAUCACUUCCGAGGUUCAGACACUUGUCGGUAUGUUAAAAGGGAUACGAGAACACCAGUAUGACUGAAGCUUGUUAAAAUAGUAACUGCAGGGGCGGUGGAUUGCUUUUGGUAAAGUGAUAAAGGAAUAUUUCACACAGUCGUCGUCUUAACAAUGAUAUUUUUAUAUACAGUGUAGCCAUUUUAAAGCAAGCUUAAUGUGCAUUAGAUAGCAAUUAAAACAGGCCACAAAGGAGAAAAACAUUACCAGUAUUGUGUGCUGUUGUGGAAAAGUACAGUACCAGUCAAAAGUUUGUACACCCCUACUACUACUCCUUCAUAGUGGUGUUUUUUUUUGUUUUUUGUUUUUAACCUGUAUUUUCUACAUCAUAGAAAAAUACUGAAGACAUCAAAACUAUGAAAUAACGUAUGGAAUUGUGGUUAAAAAAAAAAAAGUUUCAUAUUUUCGCUUCUUCAAAGUAUCCAGUGUUUACCUUGAUGAUGCUUUGCACACUAUUUGCAUUAUCUUAACCAGUUUCAUGAGGUUGUCACCUGGAAUGCUCUUCAAUUAACAGGUGCCUCGUCAAAAGUUAAUUAAUGCAAUUUCUUGCCGCCUUAAUGUGUUUGAGAUCAAACAGUAAAUAAUAAAUACAGUAAAUAGCCCUAUUCCACAACUGUAUUAAUCCAUAUUAUGUCAAGAACCGCUCAACUAAGUAAAGAGAAACGACAUCCAUCAUCACUUUAAGACAUGAAGUGUCUUUUAAUUAAUAAAAAUAAAUAACAUUGAAUUAGAAGGUGUGUCCAAACUUUAGACUGGUACUGUACACUAUUAAAUACAACACCAGUAUUUGUUGCCUUAGUUUUUAGUGACUGUAUUACAUUAAAGCCUUAUGUGUCAGGCUGUUUUAAAAAUUCGUAUAAGAGUAACAAUGGAGAGUCUUUAUCAGGGCUUCAGGAAAAAAAAAUUGUUCAGACUUCAAAUUUGGAAAAUGCAGCUUUCAUUUUGACGCUGAUGUUAUUGUUCGGCUCCUGUAGGUGUUAUUGUGCUUAAUUGUACACUUACAAGAUGCCAACUGUUACCUUCCCUUUAUUCAUCUGAAAACCUAGAGCUGCUGCUUCUAUUCAUUAGUGAAAACUAGUAUAAUACACAUCAUUAAAUAUGCAUGUGGAGGCACUCGGGCCAUACAACACAGCGAGCAAGUGGAGUGUGGGGAAUGAGCAAAACCUUUAAGCAGGACCACUUUAGGCCUUGGGUCUUCUGUAACUAAUAUAAUAAUAAUCAUAAUAAGGAUAAGCAAAAUGGAGAGACUUUGUUUUGGAAUUACUUGAGGAGCAGCGAUAUCCUACUCGGUGCAGUGAAGGUAAGGGGGUUUGAUGCCAUGCUACAGGUUUGGAUAUUUGAUGCUGGAACCAUAUGGCACAACAUGACAGGUGUGUGGGGCUAGUUCACCUGCAGCUUUUGCUAAAAUACUUUGUUUUUUAAAAUGGCAUAAGUGUUGCAUAAACACCAAUCUUGGAUAAUAAGUUGAUUUUACCAUUUCUACAUUUUCAGACCUUUAACUAUAGGAAUAUUUGUCUACAAAUUAUUAUUUAUAUUCCAUAUCAAGCUUCGAUACAUCUCUCUUUUCUUGGUUAUAGCCAUCUAUGGAUAAUGUAAAUGAUCCAUAUUUUGAAAAUUGUCAGUUGAAAUCCAAUACUUUAAGAAACCCCCCCAAAUUAAAAGUUUUGUAUGGUUUUUGGGACACAGAGUGGAAUGUUUUAAGAAUAGACUGUCAGUUUUUGGGGUCAUAUGUGAUUAGUGGCUGAAUGUAGAAUAAGUCACUUGUGCAGCACUUGUCAUUUUGUAAACAAGCACAUUGAAAACCAUGAAGUACUGCUUAUCUGAUAGUGUAUCAGUCAAACGUGCCAUUUGAUGCAACAUUUUUCACAAUCCCCACCAGCAUUAUAAGUUGAUUUUUAAGUAAAAUGUCCAUUGUUUUUAUGAGGGCUUAUAACCUGCACAGUCAUGUUGACUAACCUAGACAACUGUGGAACUCUGCUGCCCUCUACUGCAAAAAACAAGUGCUGAUGGUGAUGGACUUUCCCUUGGUAAAGACACUAUAACCUCACAAGGUCAAUAAAAGAGUUGUGAUUGCUUCCACUGCAGACAACAGAGGGUUUUGAACCAAGUAUUUUUAACAAGUACUACUAAAUAUUUUAUCAUAUCUUCUUACCUUUGAAGUGAGCAGUCUGAUUCUGGCUAUUUAUCAUUUAGGCCAGCUUGAAUCAAGCUCGAUAUGUGUUUUAGAAUCUCAUGUUAGGUCUAGCCGGAGUUAUUAAUGCUAAUCCAUUGCAGAUUGUUACAUUUUGCUUAAUCAGUAUUUAUCAGUGCCUGUAGGUAGUUAAAUAAAUCUUGAGAGAAAUAAGUUUUGGGGCUAUUUAUUUGUUUGGCAUCACAAUGUGAACAUUUGAUAGGCUUUCUGAUGCAGUAAACAGUGUCUGGACAGUGGUGGGAUCCAAAAGUGGGCAUCUAUCCCUUCAUCUUUUAUUUUUUACACCCUUUAUUAUGGGGGCAGCCUUGGGCCUAAAGGAUCGCCAGUUUGAUUCACAGGACCGACAGGAAAAAUGUGAGGGAGAGUUGAGUCAAUGAACAGCACUUUCUCCUCCCUCUGUAUCAUGGCUGAAGUGUCCUUGAGAAAGGCACCUAACCCCCAACUGCUUCCCGGGCACUGUAGCAUAGCUGCUCACUACUGAGUGUGUGUGUGUGUGUGUGCGCUCAUUGCUCACUUGUGUGCGCAUGUGUGUGUUCACUGCUUCAGAUGGGUGAAAUGCAGAGGAGGAAUUUCGCUGUGCUUGAGUGUACAUGUGGCAAAAUAAAGGCUUCUUCUGUUAUCAAGUUCUAAUUUUAGGUGACAUGAUCGGAUAUAUACUGUAAACAGUAUUUACAUGUAUUAUUUAUUUGUUAUAGGAUACUCUAUUUGUAACUUCCUUAGCUGCUUUACAGCCACAAGGUAGUGUAUACAGGAAUAAAUACUAGAAUAAAUGCAGAUUUAUUGUGAAUAAACUAUAAAAAUGAAACUGA
Molecule: messenger RNA, 4612 nt
Organism: Neoarius graeffei (lesser salmon catfish)
Lineage: Eukaryota; Metazoa; Chordata; Actinopteri; Siluriformes; Ariidae
Gene: drg2
Product: developmentally regulated GTP binding protein 2
Exons: 13
Coding region: 120-1214 (364 amino acids)
Biological process (GO): cytoplasmic translation
Cellular component (GO): cytoplasm
Molecular function (GO): GTPase activity; GTP binding
Source: RefSeq, a predicted model, not a curated record